Messenger RNA from Salvelinus namaycush (lake trout), 2150 nucleotides. It is a transcript of the gene ccbe1, whose product is annotated as collagen and calcium binding EGF domains 1. Gene Ontology annotation, molecular function: calcium ion binding. The record is from RefSeq and is a predicted model, not a curated record. The transcript has 11 exons. Bases 41 to 1426 code for a protein of 461 amino acids. Lineage: Eukaryota; Metazoa; Chordata; Actinopteri; Salmoniformes; Salmonidae.
UUGCUUCGGGUACAGGAAGGAUACAGGUGUUUGGGACUGAAUGCGACUCAGACUUGACCAAGGGGAAAUGAAUUUAAAAGGCAGCGGGACUCUUCUGAGGAUUCUUAUGAUGUUUCUCUUCUUCUCACGAAGUUUGCAGUGGACUUACAGAGAGCAUCAGGAUGAUGCGAACAGUGAAGUCUGUUCUGAGAAUAAGAUUGCCACAACCAAAUAUCCUUGCUUAAAACCAACUGGAGAGGUGACAACUUGCUACAGGAAGAAAUGUUGUGAGGGGUUUAAGUUUGUGCUGGGCCAGUGCAUUCCUGAAGAUUAUGACGUGUGCGAUGGCGCCCCCUGUGAACAACAGUGCACGGACCACUUUGGACGGGUUGUGUGCACCUGUUACCCUGGUUACCGCUACGACCGGGAGCGACACCGGAACAGAGAGAAGCCAUACUGCCUGGACAUGGAUGAGUGUGCCAACAACAACAUGACGGUGUGCUCUCAGGUCUGUCUGAACUCUCCAGGGAGCUACAGGUGUGAGUGUGAGAAAGGCUUUUUCCUGGAAGAGGAUGGGAAGACCUGCACCAAGGGGGAGAGAGCAGCUCGGCUGUUUGAGACGGCCGACAACGUGAUGAAGGCUGGGGCAUGCUCUGCUACAUGUGAAGACUUCCACCAGAUCAAGAGUACUGUCUUUCAGCUCAAACAAAAGAUUGCCAUGUUGCCCAGCAACGCUGAUGUUACCAAGCAGAUGACCAGUGAGAAGAGGCUGAUGUCACACUCCUUCCUCCCCGGGCCGCCUGGUCUGCCCGGUCCUCCAGGAGAUCCAGGGCCAAUGGGCCCCCCUGGUCACACAGGACUGUUGGGGCCCCCCGGCCCUCCUGGACCCAGGGGACUGAUGGGCCCCGUUGGGCCCUCGCCUGACCUGUCCUACAUGACGCAGGGCCGACGCGGGCCCAUGGGUCCUGCGGGGGCUCCAGGAAAAGAUGGCAUCAAGGGGGAGACGGGGGCUCCUGGACCUUCUGGACCUCCAGGCCCUCCCGGAUCCUUUGACUUCCUGCUGCUGUUGAUGGCUGACAUCCGUAACGAUAUCGUUGAGCUACAGAGCAAGGUGUUCGGCAGACUCAUGCAUUCUCCUGGAGAGGAGUUCCCUGUGGGGGUCCCAGAUACAUGGAGGGACAACCAGUCGCCUGGGAGGGAGGUCCACAUGGUUGGCCCAGAGAGCUGGAGGGACAACCAAUCGCCUGACAGCUGGAGGGAGAACCAAGAUAUCCUGGUGGACAUUGGCUCUGGAGAAGACAAACCAAAGGAUUACAAAACACGAAAUGUUGCCAAGGGCAACUCUGGAGAAGACUACAAACCACGCAGGAAGGAAGAGGACAGGAACAGGAAGAGGAAACCCAUGCGAGCCUCAACAACAGACUCAGACUUGGAUUGGACGUUUUGAAUUUGAGGCAGAUUUUCAGUAUUUCUUUGUAAAUAUUAAUAUCAAAGUAUUUUUUAUUGAACUGCUUAAAGUCACUCAAGUCAGAAUGUAUUUGGGUUUUUUUUUCAUAAAAUCUCUAUUUUUAUAUUAUAAAUAGGAUUGUAAAUGUAUAUUUUAGUUUAAAAAAAUGGUAUUACAGUUAUGGACUUGAAUGUCUUCUUAGCUCAACAGCAUUUCACUCCUGAUACAUUUUAUUUAAAUGUUAAUGUCUCAAAUGUUAACUUUCUUGCUUAAAUGUGGUUUCCACCCUGUUAUAGACUCAUGCACACAUGAGAAUAGUCCAAUUCAGAGUCCAAUUCGCCCUACCCCUAAAUCCUAGAUAGAAUAUGUAACUCGAUUUCUUUGCUCCUAAUCACCUCAGCUUUGUUUGUUCGUUGCCUCAGCCACACUAGCCAAGGAUUGUUUCUGGUUGCUAUGGCUGCUAAGUAAGUGUGUAACACUCCUCCAAAGCCAAGUGGUUGCUAUGGCUGCCGAGCCUCCAGGAGAAUGGUCCUUGACAGAAAGAAGAAGAAAGGUCAUGGAGAGUACCACUGGAGAUAGAUUGAGCAACUUUUCAAGAAAUUGAAUAUUCCAGUGUUUUUAAGUGGCACCAUAUUAUAUUUGAGCAGAUCCAAGUCUAGGCUUAUGUGGUCAAAAGUGGGUAUUUUACAAUUCAAACAUAAAUCAGACAUGUAAAGAAACUGGA